UGCUGAUUUGAAGACGGGGAACAUGCAAGGUCAUGUAUUAGCAGACUACCUCCGGCCCACACCACCCCCCGAAAGUGGUUACCACCGCUACCAGUUCCUCCUCUAUGAACAACCAGCUCGUGAAGCGGUAUCCUUGAAUCCAGAUGAAAUUGCAUCUUCCGGUUCCUGGAACAUAAACAACUUUGUGGAUCGGUUUCAUCUUGGAACACCUGUGGCUUCAACCCAGUUUAUCACUAAGGAUUACCAUGACUAGCAAUAGAAGCACCUGGAGUACAAGCACCAUUGCUCUCAAUGAUUUAUCUUGCUUUCUUCCCUAUGGAGCAGACGAGCGCUCCAAAUCUUUCUCUUCAUUCAGCAAGCAUGGGUUGGAUUUUUGCAUGACCAACAGGCUUUAUAGAGCUGGCUAUGAUAUUUCUUUUAGGAUUCAUUAUACUUUUUGACUGGCAUUAAUACAAUAGCAUAGUCAUCCCCAGCAUUCUACCACACAUAUCACAGAAAAUGUAGUGCAUUCACUGCAGAGCUUGUAUGGCCUUAAAAUUAAAUAUGUAUUCUAAAUUCCUCUCAUAUUAGCUUGGAAGCAAAGUGACAAUAUAGCCACCAAUCUAUAAUCGUACCUUAAACAAUGAAACAUUGCCCCUUACCAGCUCAGAAUAUUCUCCCCAAGGAAUUUUUAACUAUUGAAAGAUCCAUAGCCUACUCAUGACCAACAACUACAACCAGCCUUUUGUUUUAGAUAGUUAAUUGACAUCAAAUACUCUUUUGUGGCACUUCCAUUCAUGAUUUCCCUUCCCAGGCUACAUAUUCUUUGCAAGUACGCAUCCAUGUUUCACCCUUGAACUAAUAUCUGCCAUUUAUUGCAGCAUUCAAUUAAAAAUAGCGUUUCACUC
Protobothrops mucrosquamatus (brown spotted pit viper) is the source of this 887-nucleotide messenger RNA. RefSeq names its product phosphatidylethanolamine-binding protein 4-like. The transcript is spliced from 3 exons. Bases 23 to 253 code for a protein of 76 amino acids. The record is from RefSeq and is a predicted model, not a curated record. NCBI's taxonomy places the organism in Eukaryota, Metazoa, Chordata, Lepidosauria, Squamata, Viperidae.